This is a messenger RNA of Lepisosteus oculatus (spotted gar), 3452 nucleotides long. It is a transcript of the gene wdr95, whose product is annotated as WD40 repeat domain 95. The record is from RefSeq and is a predicted model, not a curated record. NCBI's taxonomy places the organism in Eukaryota, Metazoa, Chordata, Actinopteri, Semionotiformes, Lepisosteidae. Gene Ontology annotation, molecular function: protein binding; calcium ion binding.
AGCUUGAAUCAGCCACUGUUCUGUGCAACCUGUAUCACAAUGAGUUUCUGACUGCACUGGUGUUUCUGUACUGAGAAAAACAGGCAGACUUCAAAGUAGAAAGACAAAAAAUUACUUAAAAAACAUUUUUAAAGCAAGAAGUUUUUCUACUAUGCCCCUGGGGAAGAAAUUUCGUCCCAGCUCUGCUACUGGGAAGUUGGAAACCUACCACAUUACCAGUAUUUUGAGUGAACUGAGGCCUGCCACUGCCAAAGCAUGCCCGCCUCGUGCGAAGACGUCAGUGCCUGGCACGAGGCAUAAGCAGGAGCAUUCCCAGGAUGAAUCCCAGAGGAGUGAGAGCCCCCCUGAGUGGCUGGAGAGGGAACUAAUGAAAGAGGGAUACCGACGCCAUUCCAUCAGCUUGGCCCACAGUACAGAAACAAAUGAGAAGGCCCUUCACACCAGGGACCCAACCAGGAAUCUCAGGAAGCUGAAGGUUGAACAGAGGGUGUCACUUGAAAAUCUGAAGAAGCUCAAAGUGGCUUUUGAGGACUUUGAAAAGAAUGGCAGGAGAUCGUUGGAUGUGGUCAAUUUCAGGAGAAUUGUUAAGAAGUGCUUGGGACUCCGUGACAUUAGCGAUGAACAAAUCCAAGAGCUGUUCAUGAAGAUUGAUUACACAGCGAAUGGGAAAAUUGAAUGGGAUGAUUUCUGCACUUACAUGCAUCUGGAGUAUACGGAGAAAGAGGAGUCUGUCACUCGGAAGAAGCAGGUAUCCUUUGCACUUCCAGCCACUAUCAGAGACAUCGGCCAUGGGGAGCCCAUCCUGAGAGUCCUUUCCACACCAGACAGCACAGUGGUCACUGUCAGAGAGGACGGUGCCAUCUAUUACUGGACUCCUGAGCUGAAGCUGAAGAAGAGCAAGAUGGUGUUUGAAAGACCAGUAAACAGAAAACCAAAAUGGGUCACAGACUUUGUCACUAUGCCACAGUACAACAAGCUGAUUCUUGGAACCGGAGACAGGGAGAUCCAGCUCUAUGAACUCUCUUCUUUGGCAGCUUAUUGUCAAGUCAGUGCACUGGAAACGGUACCUUUAAGAAUAGACUACUGUUCCACAGGCCAGGAUGAGUGUCUUAUUCUUUAUGGAGAUUCCCAGGGCUGCGUGAACAUAAUUGUAAUGACAUCAGUUGGAGAGACAUUAAGACUAUGGAAGAAGUUGCCAAAAGUUGAAAAUGUGCCUAACAUAGGAAUUGACAAUGCUGUUCUUUCACCACACAUAACAUACAUUAGAUGGAAGGUUCAUGAAGACUGGGUAACCCAGCUCAAAUAUUAUGAAGGCAUACGAGCCGUCAUCUCAACUUCAAACCAUGAAUCUUCUGCUUUAGUCAUAGGUUGCACUUUUCCAACGACUAAUAUUGAGCAGCAGAUGAGAGAAAUUGAAGAAGGGAAGGGCAAAAGGUCUCAGGCUUACUCAGGACUUCCUCAGCAACGAGCCAACUGCGAUCAAACAGUGUUCUCCAUCUACAAAGGGGUGAAAACCUUUGAUUUCUGCAAAAAGCACAACUUAAUAGUCACUGGAGGGAUGGACAGGAUUAUAAGAAUGUGGAAUCCUUAUGUACCCGGGAAACCCACUGGCAUCCUGAAAGGUCACUGUGCACCCAUUUUGUAUCUAUAUAUCUCUACAGAGGAAAACAGGAUCUUUUCCGUCUCCUCUGACAAUACCAUCAAGAUAUGGGAUAUUCGGGACCAGUCCUGCCUGUUUACAGCUAACCCCAAGGCCAGCAGAAUCCAAGGAGAGGUUUCAGCUUGUCUUUUCUGCCCCACUGUGAAAGCUCUCUAUGUGACCACUGACUCCAUUGCUUUUCUCCCUUUGAGGACAAAAUCCCAGCCUCAGGGCCAUCUGACAGUAUCCCAUAAAGAGCCUGUCCUUUGCUGUGGUUACAGUAAAGAGUUUAGACAGGUGGUCAGCUGUACUGAAGGAUCUGUUGUCAAAGUCUGGGACUUUGAUACAGGAGGUCAAGUCUUUGAGUUUGGUGAUGCCCAUGGCCACUCUGCUAUCACAUGCAUGACCUUUGACAUCAGUGGCAGAAGGCUUGUAACUGGAGGAAGAGAUGGAUGUCUAAAGAUCUGGAACUUCAAUAAUGGUCACUGUUUAAAGAUUUUAAAAAAAGAGGGCAAGAGCGAUGAAGUCUGUGAUUGCACUUAUGUUAAAGUGAACAGAAGCAACUAUGUCAUGGCUGUGGGCUGGGAUCGAAGAAUUGACAUGUACUUUGACUCCAAUGAUGAUGUUCAUCACAUCCAAAACCCCCAGCCGUACUGGCAGGAUGAUCUGAGGAGUGGACAUAAGGAGGACAUCCUGUGCAUUGCUCAGUGUCCUCCAUCUCUCCUGGCUACCUCCGGUUACGAUGGAGAAAUCGUUGUGUGGAACAUGGUCUCAGGACAUAUACACUCCCGUUUGGUCACCCCUGUGCCCCCAGAGUGCACCGAUGCCAAAGGUAUCGAUAAAAGUGUUUCAAGUGUAACAUUCCUGAAGACACGGAUUCGGAACAAUGAGUCUGCUGCUUGCCUGGUUUCAAGUGGUCCCCAAGGUUAUGUUAAUUUCUGGAGUCUGGUCCAUGGUGGAAAUCUUUUUGCUACAUUUGAAGCGUCCAGAAUGAAGUGCCUGAUCACUAAAAUGGCAGUGAAUGCAGAGGAAACUCUUCUUUAUGUUGCUGAUCUAUCUGGCUACAUCUAUGUGUACGAUACCAAGGACUAUGCUCUUACGCCUGAACAAGAAGCACCUAAAACUGCAAACUACUGGCGUGCACACAUCAGCAGUGUCACUAGUUUAGUGAUUGUAGAUGAAGAUGAAGUGCUGCUCACCUCAGCUACAGACUGUACAGUGCGACUGUGGAGCAUUCAUGGAGAGUUCAUAGGAACAUUUGGACAACCUGAGGCUUGGAGUAUCCAUACAGCAGCCUCUUGGAAACAUCCUAUGAUCCCUUAUGAAAUUCUAGUGGAUCCCUUCAGCAUGCCUGCUCAUCGGAUUCUAGAAGGAGAGAGCAGUGUCUUGGAGGUUCUUAACUCAGGCCAAAGAGAAGAGAAUGAAGAGGAAACUAAAAAGUCAGAACCACAUUUCAAGCACAAAUUCCUGCCUCUGACCUUCAGUGACAAAGACAUUGAAGAAGAAAUCAACAAAACCAGUUAUCCUCAAGAACAUGGGAAAAGACUCCGUCAUGCUAUUUUUAAGCAUGCCAACAAACCCCCCAACCACGGGGGUCCGAAGGCCUAUCACACAUUAAAAUACUUUGAAAUACUUGAUGCCCCCACUACCUGCGAGAAGCCUGAUCUUUCUGCUGCUGGAAUUGACCCCUUCUUAUCAAAAUACUCAGAAGAUGAGUAUGUCGACUCACAGUGAAGAGGAAUCCAGAUUAACAGGUGAUCAUCAGGUGCUGGCAGUUACUUUUUUUAAAAAACUUUUUUGUACAGUUUUGUUG